Xyrauchen texanus (razorback sucker) is the source of this 2404-nucleotide messenger RNA. Its product is annotated as transmembrane protein 151A-like. The coding region runs from base 476 to 2155 and encodes 559 amino acids. The record is from RefSeq and is a predicted model, not a curated record. The transcript is spliced from 2 exons. NCBI's taxonomy places the organism in Eukaryota, Metazoa, Chordata, Actinopteri, Cypriniformes, Catostomidae.
GGAAGGAGAGAUUGAGGAUUCUGCCAUUUUCCCACCUCGUUUUUGAUAAAUAAAAUGAAUAUUGGCAGAAGGAGAUUAAUCUCACCGUUGCUAAUUACGACACAGGGUUAACGCCAGUCUUCGAGAAAGACUGCUGGGCAGAGCGAGGCGAGAAUAUGAUGCACGCGCGCUCAUCCAGCCAUUGCUCUGUCUCGAGCUCGCGGUGUUUUUGACACACAACAAGCUGAGGGAAAUCAAGCGCAACAGUAUUCUUCGUCCUUCACUGGACUAAACUCCAGACAUCGCCAAUUUGGAUUAGGGCGAUAACCUCUGUAAAACACGAAUAGAAAAUGACAUAUCUUUGGGUGGUGCUUGUGUUGAAGUGGAUUUUGCCACCGUAGUAACGUGGCUGCACUCGCCGCUGAUGGGGUGAAGUAGGUUACGCAGAGGUCCUAACGGUGGACCGCAUUUUUCAUCCUGGACAUACAUCUUACACAUGUUACUAAAAAAAAUGCAAGGGGUGACGGGAGAAGCGCCCACAUUGAAUCGGGGUGGAAGGGAAGAGCAGCGUCCCCUCAAGCAGUCCCUGAGUGGCUCACUGUGCCGAAAAUCCCAUUGGAAGUGCCUGCUGCUCACCUUGCUCAUGUAUGGCUGCUUUGGCACACUAGGCUGGUGCUCCCUGUACCGCAUCACCGUAAUGGCAUCUGAUUUCAGUGGAGACAGAGCCCGACUCUACCAUGACAGCCCAUGUUCCAAUGGUUACGUAUACAUCCCUGUGGCCUUCCUGGCUAUGCUCUACAUAGUCUACUUGGUGGAGUGCUGGCACUGUUACUCUAAAACAGCUAACCUUGCUAAGGUGAAAAUCAGCGAGGUGUAUGACAGGAUCCAGCGGCUGCAGCAGGCCACACCUUGCAUUUGGUGGAAGGCCAUCAGCUACCAUUAUGUACGACGUACAAGACAGGUGACUCGCUACCGAAAUGGAGAUGCCUACACCACCACGCAGGUGUACCAUGAAAGGGUCAAUAUGCACGCCACAAGCUCAGAGUUUGAUUACUCUCGACUUGGAGUCAAAGAUGUUUCCAAAGAGCUGCAGGGCCUGUUAGAGCAUCCCGUCACUCGCUUGCGUUUCACCAAGUGCUUCAGCUUUGCCAGUGCCCGUGCUGAGACUGCCUACCUUACACAGAGGGCACGCUUCUUUGGUGACAAUGAGGGUCUGGAUGACUACAUGGAGGCACGGGAAGGUAUGCACCUCAAAAACGUGGACUUUCGAGAACACAUGUUGGCAUUUCCUGACCCAUCAUGGCCACCUUGGUACACACGACGCUGGGUGUACUGGCUCGCCUCUGCUUUUCUGCUGUCUUGGCCUCUUCGCGUGAUUGCGGAGUACCGCACAGCUUACGUCCACUACCAUGUUGAGAAACUGUUUGGAGAGCAUGAGGAUGCAAAUGACAAUGAUAAUACAGCAUCUGGGAACUACUGUACAGGCUUUGUGCAUGGCACUGGUGGUCCCACCUUGCGUGUCAUGUCACGGGUCAACACAGUGGACAUGACUGAACUGGAAUGGCAUAUUCGCUGUAACCAGCAGAUGGUGCCUAGCUACUCUGAGGCCUUGCUUAUGGAUUUAGAUAUGAAUACAAAUACGCCAUUGUCUGUUGCAAUGGCAGCACAUAUGCGUCACAAUUCCAGCUACUUCCUUCAGAGCUGCCCCAGGUGCCGGAGGUCGACAAGCAGUUCCUCGCUCCCAUCCUGGGUUAGGGGGAACAUAGCCACAGGGACAAACUCAUUUCCCAUUAGGCCUGGAGGCAGGCUGUCUCUUAGUCGCAGCGGUUUAUCACUUGGCCGUUUACAUACCACACGAAGUCGCCAUCCUUGUCUGUUUCACUCAAGAAGCCUUGGGGGAGGGAUGGCUGUCAGAGUGGAAGAGGGAGGUGGGGGUUUCCUUGGUCUCGGCUUCAGAGUGCCAGAUGAGGAGAGGAGAGGCGUAUUGGAUAACGAGGGCCUAGAAGAUGAGGUAGAGGACAGAGGCUGGGAACAGGUGGAUGGGAGGGAGAAUGGAGAAAUUGGAGAUGAGGAGAGAGACCGGCCACCCACCUACCAGGAUGCUCUGUACUUUCCAGUAUUAAUUGUUCAUGGGGAAGAGAGCUGUCAUGGGGGGCAUGGCAUUGACACAGGUUAAAAGAACUGUUAUGACGUAAAAAAAAAAUUUCAUAAUGUAGGGCCUAUGGAGUGGCUUUUGUGAAGUAAAGAGAGCCGUUAACAUCUGGGGGGCAGAAUAGACUGAGGAAAGAUUGAAUUGUUUAAGAGGUUGAGGAAUAGAAAUAAGAUGGGGAAAAUACACAAAGUAUGAACAUAAAAGAUUGUCAUUGUGUAAAACUGAAAACCAACUAAUUUGUUAAAGGAAUAGUUCACCCAAAAAUCGCCCUCA